UCUUGGCUGCCGCGGAUAUAAAAGCCGGGAACGCGGCCGGCGUGAGGGACGACCUUGAGUGCGGGAGCUGGCCGUUGGGAGGAAGGUGAGCCCGUCAGCUUGAGGAGCAACUAAAGCAAAAUGGGUGAUGUAGAGAAGGGCAAGAAGAUCUUUAUCCAGAAGUGUGCACAAUGUCACACGGUUGAGUGUGGAGGCAAGCACAAGACUGGGCCAAAUCUCUGUGGUUUAUUUGGACGCAAGACUGGACAAGCUGAAGGAUUUUCUUAUACUGAUGCAAACAAAAACAAAGGUAUUAUCUGGAGUGAGGAGACACUAGACACCUACUUGCAAAAUCCGAAGAAAUAUAUUCCAGGAACAAAAAUGAUCUUUGCAGGUCUCAAGAAGAAGAGUGAACGUGAAGACUUGAUAGCUUAUCUGAAAUCUGCCACAGCCAAAUAACUAAGUCUGUUGCCUUAUUUAUUGAUCAGUUUAGAUUUGACUCCUGAUUGAGCAACCUCUGUUAGUGUUGCAGUUGAAUUUUUAACUGUAUGGUUUUAAUCACGUGUCUAAUUCUGGCAUUCUCUACCACCCUGUAACACUGCAUUGUUUAGUUUUUAAAUUUGGAAAUCAUUGAUCCUUUCAACUAGUAAGAAUAAAAGGGACUGUCAAACCACUUUCUUUUCAUUGCAUUGUCACUAAUAUUGUCAUUGGUGAUUGGGAAGAUUUGUAAAUAUGCUGUUUUAUUAGAUUUUCUCAGGCUUCCACAAUUCCCAGUUAAGUGCUAAACGUGGUUCUGCUGAAUCAACUGCCCUCAGAAUAUAUUGGCAGUCUCUGGAACAAGUAUUACCCUUUUUUAAAUGGGCAGUUUUGACUUCCAAGCAAUAAUGGUUGAAAAUUUUUCAAAGUUUAAAAACCUGAACAUUAGGUUCUAGUCCAACGGCUGUAUUUGUAUGUACUCUUUCAGAGUGCUGCUUGGUCAUCGGGUAGCUGUGACAGGAGCAGCACUCCAAAAGCUAGUAUUUACAAAUAAACCUGUUGGAUUAUGGCCGGGUGUCCACCCCAGUCCAACAAUGGCACUUCCAUCAUGGAAAAUGUUCAGUUAACAAAGGCAGAUUUAGAAGUAUAUAUCAUGUCAAAGGAUUGAUUUUAAUUUGUCCAGCAUCUUCAGUGCCCUAAAGAUGCAACAUGAGAUUGAAGUGUUAAUCUGAGCACUUCUUUGCCUGAUGACACCACAAAUGGUGAACUGUAGUUUUUGAUUACACAAUCUCAAAAUUGACAUUAGUGUGGCACAUGUUAAGCUUUGAGCUACCAGUUGCACUAUUCUUGACACCAAAUUGGCAUUUGUUCUUGGAUUUUGAAUGAGUUAUGUUUUCUUGUCUACUAACUGACUUCAGGUAGAGGUCGGUGAACCUAAUAAAAUUCCACACUUGUAUCUUAAUAUUUGGUUAAACUUUAUCACUUCUAAUCCAUUUUAGAUUUGUGCUGAACAGCUAUGCAUGUUUUAAGUCAAAUCAGGUUCCUAAAUUUCAUGGGAAAAUUGUAUCAAUCAUUUUGGAUUUAUUCUUGACUUGCAUUUGCAUGUAUAGAUGUUUCUCAUUUGCAUUAUUGCUAUUGAUUAUAUUAACUCUUGGUGCCCUUCCUAAUGACUAGGCUUAUUCUCAAGUGGCUCUUUCUAUGGUACUGUGGUAUGUUCAAUUUAAAUGUUACCACUUAUGGCACUGAACCAAUUACUAGUUCACUUUAUACUUCCACAUUUUUUGAUCUCUAGUCAGAUUGAGUUACACUGACUUCUCAUCCUGAAUACUAAGAUUUUUAUCACAACAGUAGAAGUAUCCAAUUUCAAUUCACUUUUGUAAUCAAGUCAGCAGUUCAUCUAAUUUACAUAUUGCAGUUUGUUUUAGACAUUUUGGUUACGUCACUUUAUCAUUGAUCUCUUUAAUCACACGACAGUGAGCACCUCAGGUCCAGAUACCUCCAGUUUUGAUUACCCCUACUUAGACAAUUGAAUGUCUGAUUUUAAAAACCCCAAAUGCAAUGUCAGAUGUGUACUCUUACACUGAAUGCAAAUUAAAAUCCAUUGCUGCUUUUGGCAAAACAUUACAUCACCAUGGGGGCUGCUGUUCUAAAUGCCCUAAGACUCUCUGGUCUGCUUGUUCACUGUUUUGUAUUGUGAAGCAUUAGCCUUUUGGCAUUGUAAUGGGUCUUUUAGUACCUUUUUGACUCUUCACUGAUCUGGAUUGUAGAAAGUUCUGCUUGUGCAAUGUUGAGCAAGGUGAAAGGACAGGUAGCCAGUGUUAACUAUGUACAAGUUGAAAUAGUCUCAUUUCUAAAUUCCUUUACUGCUAUUGUCCAAUCCCUUGUGUUAGACUAGUUUUCGAUUUCCAAUAUGCAACAUUAAACUUGGUAUUUAAACUUAACUGAUUUCAGCAAAGCAAAACUGCACUUGUGAUUUGGUUUUUUUGAUCAAUAUAAAUUACAGGAUGUAAGAUGUACUUACCUGAAAUUUCAUACAGCAGCUUGAAGGAGCUCUGAUAAUUCAUGAACUGGCUAUGAAGAAUGCUUUCAUAUGCUAACUCUCAGCAAUUUAAUUGGCCAAAUUUUCCCCCAUUGUAAAUUUGCAUUUCCCAACUGCUGAAAGCAAAACAUGGGUUUGUGUGUCCUGCCAGUGAGGACAAGGUGGACCUCAGAUUUUGAAAUGUAGCUGCCUAACUGGAAAAGCUCAUGCUUUGCCUCUGGUUCAUUGAAUAAACAUUGGAGGUAUGAGUAUAGAUUAAUGUUUCAUACUGUAACAGUGUAUUUACCAGAAUGUUUCAAUUUUGUUCAUGUGAUUGGGCAUUAAACAUUUGAUCCAAA
Messenger RNA from Chiloscyllium plagiosum (whitespotted bambooshark), 2832 nucleotides. RefSeq names its product cytochrome c. Gene Ontology annotation, molecular function: electron transfer activity; heme binding. The record is from RefSeq and is a predicted model, not a curated record. NCBI's taxonomy places the organism in Eukaryota, Metazoa, Chordata, Chondrichthyes, Orectolobiformes, Hemiscylliidae.